Molecule: messenger RNA, 2640 nt
Organism: Ylistrum balloti
Lineage: Eukaryota; Metazoa; Mollusca; Bivalvia; Pectinida; Pectinidae
Exons: 7
Coding region: 91-804 (237 amino acids)
Cellular component (GO): membrane
Source: RefSeq, a predicted model, not a curated record
CUUAUGACAGGGCUCUCACUUGAGAUCGUUUCUACGGAUACUUUUUAUGUAUAUUGUGGGGAGCACCUCAUCUCAUUGAAGUGAGCAGUCAUGGUGAGACAUAACCUUGCACCAACAGUAAACUGUGACUUGAUUGAAACACUAGAAGAUGAUGAGGAUGAUGAUGGGGAGCUAGACGAAGUUUCUUUGAAUUCCGAGUCUAGUCAGGCAGGAGGACUACAGUUGCAAACAUGGCCGACCGUCAUAGGAGUGGUUCAACUAUGUAACGGCUUCAUCACAGCUAUUUUAGGUACUCUGGAGUUGUUUGUCAUCCCCCUUGUGGAGUACCCUGAUUCACCAGUCAACCUACAUCUUGGCAAAGACAACUGCUAUGGAGCUGGACUUUUGGCUGGAUUUUUUAUGAUAUUAACAGGAAGUGCAGCCAUCAGAUCGUCCAUCAGUCGACGGCCAACCUCUGUGAGGAAAUUUUUCAACUUGACGUUGUUUACACUUGUGCUAUAUAUGGCUAUCACAGUGCUGCUCAUUGUUGGCUAUGCUCUCGACUGGACAAAACGAAACCAGUACAAGGAGGGCAGUAGGGUGUAUGAGGUACAUAUAUUUGUCACCAUCAGCACUGUACUUGGAUUUCUCUUCUGCAUUGCUGCCUUUAUCCAAUACUAUGAGAUUGUAUUCUUCGGACAUUUCCAGUUGUGUCGACGAUGGAUAUUAUGUUUAUGUCCAAGUCUAGCUGAGGUACCAGCUAGAAUGCGAAGUCCAUCACAAGAGGGCCUCCUGGACAGCGAUCCCAGUAGCAUGCCAGUCUGAAUGAAUGAACAGUGAAAGAUGGAAGAAAGGAAAUGAUAGGCUUGGAGUAACAGACGUGUGCAUGAACAAGGACAAUUUUAUACAACCUAUUUAAAUGUUUAUAAUAUUACUCUUCGUAAACUAAUGAAAUAAUUGAUUUAAAAUUUAUACAAAAUUUUCAGGAGACUUAAGUACAUCAAGAAACCAUUCUAGGUGGCUGAAAUAUUAAAUAAUUCUAUAUUGUUAAACACUUGAAACAAUUACUGAAUGAUAUACUUAUAAACAACAUUCUUAUAUAUAUAAACAAAUAUGUUAUCUUUACAAAACAUACUCUAUGCUGAUGAAGGUUACUUUUUCGUAUAUAGAGAAUAUAGACAAUUGAUUUUAGAGAUUUUGAACAGAAAGACAACUGAAUGAGAAUGUAUGUAAUGACAUUCUUGGAAUGUGUAUCUGACAACAUAAAUACCUAACACAAAGGAAAUGGUAAUUUAUCAAAUUAGUGUAGUGUUAUAGGGCAGAGCCAUUCUGAUAAACUUCUGAAAUUGAUCAUAAAUUCUAAAAUUGUUCAAAAUGUGAAUUUUUUUACAUAUAUUUUGGAUAGUUGAACUGAAUCUCAAUAGGCAAUUAUCAGAGGUAUUAGGAAUUUACCUUUGAAAAGGAAUAUUUGUACUGAAGCCUUUAGAUCUACUUUAUAUGUCUCAAUUAAGAUUUUUAACAAUUGGUUCUGAAAUUUUGUGUUUCGUGUUUAGUGUACUAGCAAAACGUUUAAGUUUUUUCUUGAAAUCUUUAACUAGCUCCUUCUGUGUAAAUUAUAUAGCAAUAGAAGUGUUAUUUGAGUAGAGAAAUUGCUCCAAUUUGAGCAAGACUUGAUACCAUGGCUAUGUUAUGAAGUUCAGUAAGGUUUGACUUUACUGAAAAUGUCGCAAAUAGGUGUUUUCUUUAUAAUUUGACAGACUUAAGAAAACUUUUAUUGAACAGAUACACGGUAUAAGUAUUAAAAAGUCUAAACAUGUUUAUCAGCAAUUCAAUGUGAGUGAUUGUGAUUGUGAAGAAUUACAGAAGAAUAAGUUAUAUAUUGUACAUUGAGAGAGAGGGAGAGAGAGUGAGAGAGAGAGAGAGAGGGGGAGAGAGAGUGAGAGAGAGAGGGAGAGAGUGAGAAAGAAGAGAGGAUUGGAAAAAAUGUUUACUUGGAUACAUUUCGGAGGUGUGUAUUUCUGGAGUUUUAUUUGUCGAACAAAGACUCUACAGAGAUUUACAUGUGUGUGAAUUCCAUCACAAUCGAUUAUCAGACUUUUCUGACAGUAAGUUUAUACCAUGGGUCUGAUUUAGUCUAAACUGUUAAUUAAACCCAUGUAAGAGAUAUAGUGAAAGGUUACCUCCCUUGUUUUAGUCCUUGGUCUUUCAUUGACUCCCCAGACGAGGUAUUGCAGGAUGAAAGUGUGAAAAUAAGUGAUUUAGAAGACUAGGGAAACUAAUAGCAAAAUACAUAACCAACAUGUGGUGUGUAAGGCUGGUACAUGUAAUUACUGGUCUUCAUCCACUUCUUGGCAAGAGAUAACUUCAGAAUAAGCUUGACCAAUUAUGUAAAAUCUAGUAAACCAGAGGUUCAAGAUUUUAUCCAUAGCAAGGCAAGAAAUAAAAUACUGACAUCUUACAAAUGUAUAUAUGUGAAGUAUGGAAGGAUUGAGAGUUCAAAUUUUUCUUUAAAGUAUCCCAACUUAUGUUUGGUGCAGAAAUUGUUAUACUUUAUGAUAUUCAUUUAUAUAUUAAUAAAUCUAUGUAUUUUUUCUUCUUUUUUUUUUUUAAAUAAUGCUUACAGAAAGAACCCCAUCUGUUAACCAAUACAACAUUUAAUAA